Molecule: messenger RNA, 930 nt
Organism: Babesia bovis T2Bo
Lineage: Eukaryota; Apicomplexa; Aconoidasida; Piroplasmida; Babesiidae
Product: putative DNA / pantothenate metabolism flavoprotein
Exons: 9
Coding region: 19-894 (291 amino acids)
Source: RefSeq, a predicted model, not a curated record
GUUUUUUUAACUAUAAGCAUGACGGCGGAUUCGGCGGCUUUGGAAGCGACCGUCCGUAAGGGACUAGACGCUGGAAAGGUUGCCGUUGUGACGUCAGGAGGGACGUGCGUCCCACUGGAUGGAUUCGGAGUGAGAACCAUGGACAACUUCUCCACAGGGAGAAGGGGCUCACGUAUCGCAGAGGAACUGCUUCGUAGGGGAUACUACGUUAUCUUCAUAUACAGAACUGGCAGCCAUUUGCCAUUCCUCAGGGCUAUAUCGGAAUGCGGUGGAGCACUUGGUCUUCUAGAUGCCAUGCACCUAGAUGACGAUGGACAGAUAAAAUUUGUACCUCCCGAGGAAAGGAUGCCACAGAUAACUAGGGCUGUUAAGGAUUACCAUAAGUACAAGAGCAAACUCUUUACAAUCGCAUUUAAGCUAGUUUCUGAAUAUACCAAUGCACUGGACAUGGUAUGUAGGAUAAUUCAUGCCAACCCAAGUGCUGCCAUGUUCUUCCUGGCAGCUGCAGUCUCGGACUUUAAGGUAGCAGAUGAUAUGCUGCCGAGGAAUAAAGUAUCCUCUGGGAGUGAUAUGACCCUGUACUUUACCAGGAUGGAUAAAGUGAGAAACAUUGUGAGGGACAUCCUGGGAAACAAGCCUGUACUGUGCUGCUUCAAGUUGGAAACAGAUGAGUCCAUUGCAGUGCAAAAGGCGAAGACACUACUCCAGGGGCCAACAUAUGCCGAUGCAGUGGUGCUCAACAUGCUAGACCAAAGGUACAAUACAGUCGAGCUGAUAUUUGCACAGGGCGAUUCCAUACGCCUGGAAGCUAAGAACGGCGAUAUAGAUGAAGGCAUUGUAGAUCUCCUGUUAGAGCUACAUGAGCGCAAAAAGAAUAUGUUACAUAAGGAAUAAUAUCUGUUAUAGUGCAUGGGACAUAAUUUUUAUAGC